ACAGAAGCAGACACCUCAGCCCUUUUCUCUUCAGUCCACCACCUUAAACUUAUAGUCUGAGCGGCUGCAGACCUGCCCCUGGCGCCAUCCGAUUCCCUGGACUACGGCUGGCUCUCCCUUACCUUGAUCUCCCGUUGCUCGACCUGAUUGCUCGCUGCAGGAGUGCCUACGGCUGCUCUCGUCAAUCGAAUAAGAGAGUGCGAGGAUAAGGACGAGGACGAGGACGAGGACGAGGUGCCUUGCCGCAUGAUGGAAACACAUGUCACCUAGUUCAUGACCGAGGAUCGCUCUGCCAAAGACGAUUGCUCUCCAGAGAGUAGGCGUUCGAAUCCUCAUGUUCCGACCCGACCAGCCAGGAGAGUUCCAGGACAUAUGCAGCUCCAAAGGAGGCACGCUGCACAGGGGAUCGCCGUUGCGUCGAAUGAACGUUCUAUUCCCAGCUUCCCUUUUGCUAAGCGCAGGUUCCUGACGCGAGGAAUGCACCUCAGUACCUUCUUUUCCCCCUCCCUCAUGGCGAGGCCAGCGUCAAAGUUAGACGUCAAUUGUCAAACAGCAAGGGCAGGCUGCGUCUGUUGCCACGUACGGCCAGCAAUUGGCCGAGUCUAUCCUCUGUCCAGUCUUCAGAAUGUCACUUCGGUACGGAGCACUGGGCCAUUGUUCGGCGAAGCGCCAUUGCAAGUCUGCGGGUCAAUUAGCCCCAAAGUUGAGCCUCAACUAGCCAUCGCCACUCCAUUGGACGAUGACGGCAGGGCACAACUAGUGUGGUCAAGGUCUGCGCUGCUCUUCUAAGUUGUUUCCAGCUAUUACAAGUCCAAGUCGUUCCAGACUGGUUGAGAAGAAGCCCACAAAAAAGGUCUGACGUUCCUGUUCCGAUGACCAGACUAACCAAAGAACAAGAGGCGAAUUGAGAAGAGGGCGGUCAGACAGACCAGACCCAAAGACCAGAAAAAGAAAAA
Messenger RNA from Colletotrichum phormii, 956 nucleotides. RefSeq lists its product as uncharacterized. Lineage: Eukaryota; Fungi; Ascomycota; Sordariomycetes; Glomerellales; Glomerellaceae. The transcript has a single exon. The record is from RefSeq and is a predicted model, not a curated record. Bases 274 to 789 code for a protein of 171 amino acids.